Messenger RNA from Microsporum canis CBS 113480, 2913 nucleotides. RefSeq names its product RAM signalling pathway protein domain-containing protein. The coding region runs from base 1 to 2913 and encodes 970 amino acids. The transcript has 4 exons. Lineage: Eukaryota; Fungi; Ascomycota; Eurotiomycetes; Onygenales; Arthrodermataceae. The record is from RefSeq and is a predicted model, not a curated record. Gene Ontology annotation, molecular function: protein binding.
AUGAGUCGCAUGGAUGACACGGUGCGGCCGCAUCGGCCGCACAGGACGGAUACUUCAAACGAGAUAAAGGAUCCUGCAUAUACCAGAACCGUCUCCCCGAACAAUGGUCCUCCUGCCCGCGACGAAGUUUCUACAAGACCUCAUAAGCCAACUCCGUCAAAACUGCUGGCCGAAGAUUUGAUCAUAGAGCUCGCUCAGAGAGCGGUGGAUAGCGGGAUUCAAGAUACAAAACGUUCAUUAGCUGGAAGUGAAGCUGUGGAAGAUGUCGUUCGGCCAAAACUUACCAUCGACCUGGGUCACGCGAACAUUGCCCGUGUUCCAGAAGCGGUGGUCAACAUAAUAAAGGAUGAAGUUGCGAGGUUAUCGCUAUCGAAUAAUCAUAUUGAUCGGAUCCCAAGCCGUUUUUCAGAAUGUGUUCACCUUCGAUAUCUCAAUAUCCGAGCAAACAAUUUCGCAGAAUUCCCGCGAGUAGUUUACAGUCUGACGUUCCUGGAAAUUCUUGACCUGAGCAGGAACAAAAUCACGAAGCUGCCAGAAGAAAUCCACAAUUUAUCGUCGUUGCGGGUCUUUUCUAUAAUGCAGAAUUUCUUGGAAGAUCUCCCUAGCCAACUCUCCGAUAUGAGCAAAUUGCAGGUUAUAAAAGUGUCUGGAAACCCACUCAACAGUUCCUUGAAAGCCGUUUUGGAACUCAGGGAGGCGGAUGUCAACCACCUUGAGAUGGCCGAUAAUGAAAAAGAUAGUGCAAUAACCACCGAACUCAAAAGAUUCUUAAAAAGCAGACGAGCUGCAGCAUCUCCUGAACCUGAGUAUAACGACCAAAGUGAAACGACGGAACCACCGAAACCACCAAAAAGAGGAAAUCGCUUUCCGGUCAUACCCAGGUCUAACGGAACGGAGUCUACAUCUGGCUCUAGGUCUCCUUCGUUAUCAAGGCCACCGCCAAUACCCACAAGGUCGCAUCACAGAAUGGCAUCCGGCCAAAGUGGCCUCAUUCAUCGUUCAAACACUUCGGCAAGUGUUAGCGAACGCAACCGAAGCAAUAGUGAAGGCUACAUUGCCGGCUCAGCGGCGUCACGCAACAAGAGGAUGGGACUGAUCAGCAGGAAAAACACUGAUCUUGGAACCCUUGAUGAGAUGCGCCCCUACCGCAACAGCCAUCUACGUGGCCUGAGCCAUGGCUCACUUCUCCGAUCGCAGCGUUCUGUUAUCACAAAUGACGGCAGUAACUCUUCCAGUCCAAGCAGUCCAAUGGACAGGAGGCGCUUGAAAGACGGGUUUGUUCACAGGCUAUCAAGCCUCCCAGAGCAGAGGGUGAAAACUACAACUAAAAACCCUGUAAUAAAUUCUGCAAGAAGUGUACUCUACGCACUCUACCAGAUACAUCCUCACAUAUCGUCUUUGAUAAAUGUUAUCAAGGCUGAAGAAUACAGGCGGAGCAGCCUUGAAAUCGUAUUUUAUAACGCGACAACACAUCUCGAUCAGCUUAACGAGGCAUUGCAAAGCAUUGGAGAUGCAGAUUUGCAGGAUAAAGAUGUUGCCAAAAGAGUUACUGAAGCUGUUAAACACGAAUGUGCAACUUGCAUCACUGCUUAUUCACAUGUUGGAACACAACUUCGCGCCAAUGUUUCCAAAGCUGUGGCCUUGAGUGAUCCCAAAUAUGUCCGGUCUCUCCUCCUCAUGAUUUACGGCAGCUUGAUUGAACUUCGCAAUGCGUGCACCGCUUUCAAUGUGAAACCAAAGUCUCGAAGGCCGAAGACAGCAAAGAAACUAUCAAUUACUACCAAUCAGCCAAUGAGCAAGUUUACAGCCGAGCGCGAACCUGAACCGUCAAUUACACCAACAAGGGAAAGGCCACCACCUGCUCGCCGACUACGAAGCGAAACAACUGUACAUCUUCCGCCUUUUGCGCCAUUCCCUACUGCGCUACCACCUUUCGCUCCUCAUCCACCUGGUAUUCUGUCCCAUUCGAACCACCCACCGGUUCCACCGCUCACCAUUGGGGGUAGAAGCCGUUCAAGCAGCCGGUCUAAUGCAUUCUUAUACUCUUCAGGGGCCUCAUCCAUCGCAAACACCCCACGAUCUGGAGAAUCGUUCAACUUGCUCCAGACUCCAGUUAGCAAUAAGAUUAAUCCUGUUACUGGGCUAGAUGAAAUAGAAGAGGACCGUAUAUUUGAAAAGAUCUUCAUUCAACUCUCUUCGGCAUAUAAGGCUACGCUCCAAGCUGUUCCGCUGGUUGCCCAACAGUUCUCGCAAUGCCUCAAAGCCGCCGAAGAAUCUCGAGCUCCUCAACACCUCCGAAACUUGUGCCGAAAACUCCUAGUUCGUUGUCGAUCCUGCGUGGAUGUUGCUGACGCCCUAGACAGUCGUUUAUCCAACAUGAAACUAAAAGAGCCUGGUGGAAACCUACGAAACCAGCGCGAAUUUUGGCAUCUUUGUAAGACGUUCAUACAGACUUUUGUUGAACUAAUUCUCGAUAUACGUGAAGCCAAGACCUUCUGCCUCCUCCCUUCAGAGAUUGUCGCUACUCUUCGAAUAGUACAAAAGACGAUAAGGGAAGCCGGCCGUUUGAUUGAUACAUCUCCCUGGUCAUACCUUGCUGAACUUCACACCUCAAAUCCUUCCAACACGGUAUCACAACCUCAGAACAAUGGCCACCUUCAUUAUUCGAACUCUUCAACCUCGAUUGUAUCACAAUCUGGCCUAGUUAACGGAUCCUCCCCCCAGUCUGCUACCGUGCCAGCUACUCCCCUAAGCGCUGCUCUAGGUCCUGCUGCGCAAGCGACCGUCCCUUCUACUACCCCGGCGAGCACCACCAGCAUAAGCGGUGAUCGCAUGUUCGCUGGAGAUGUCUUCCAGCGGGCUGAUCAAUUACUUUCCAUGGCUCCUACUGCACCGCUCUUUUACCGCCGCUAG